Sesamum indicum (sesame) is the source of this 2454-nucleotide messenger RNA. The record is from RefSeq and is a predicted model, not a curated record. NCBI's taxonomy places the organism in Eukaryota, Viridiplantae, Streptophyta, Magnoliopsida, Lamiales, Pedaliaceae.
AAAGAGAAACUAGUACAUCACACAAGUCUUUUCUUCUUUGAAUCAUAAUCACCUAGGAUCUAUUUAUAACAAUUUUGCUUAAACAUCCUAGCCCCCAUGCACCCCCCAAAUAAAAACAAAGAUAAGAUAAAAAUUAAUCCCAUCCACCAUGCAUGUAUAUGUAUAUGUGUAUACUGUCGUUUGUCAAAGGAUGCAAAGUUUGAUCUUACUGUUAGUGUGGUCUUGUCACUCUUCAUCCUCAACUUCCCCAAACAAAAACCUUAUUACACAUCCUAUCUCAACCUUCCCGGAAAACAGUUUACAUCCACUCCCAUCCUCCCUUCACACACACAUGCACCCUUUUCUCUACUUAACCUCUUUUUCUUCCCUGUUUGGCAUCGCAACAAAGUCAAGAACUAUGAUUUCUCAGCCGCCGGUCCACCGACGAACUCGGCCACUUACACACCACACUAAAAUCAGAUGGUCUCAUCAUAAUUUCAUGGGAAGAACAAAACCAAUUUCCCCAGUGAUCAUCAGGUGUUGCUUUGCAUUUAACGACGUCGACAAAAGAGCCCGCGGUUCAUGUGCAUUGGGUGGUGGUACCUUGGUGGAGGCCAUGAGGGAGGCGCGGCCGUACAUCAUGGCGCAUAGGGGUAGUACAUUGGUGGUGGUGUUGUCCAGUGAAAUCAUCAAUGGCCCCCACUUGCCCUCUAUUCUUGAGGAUAUUUCUCUGCUCCAUGGGCUGGGAGUCAAAUUUGUUCUUGUUCCCGGGACCCACAUCCAAAUUGACAGGCUUCUGGCUGAAAGAGGGUCUGAACCCAAGUAUGUUGGUAGCCACAGAAUCACAGAUUCUGAUUCUCUUAGUGCUGCAAUGGAUGCAUCUGGGAGUAUUGGUUUCAUGAUUGAGGCGAAACUAUCCCCUGGGCCUUCCCUAAGUGGUAUGCGUCGCCAUGGAGGCAAUGGCCGUCGGUAUGAUGGUGUCAAUGUUGCCAGUGGCAAUUUUGUGGCUGCUAAGAGAAGAGGAGUGGUCAACGGAAUUGACUAUGCAUCAACUGGAGAAGUUAAAAAAAUUGAUGUUUCUCGCAUUCGUGAGAGGCUUGCUCAAGACUGCAUAGUGCUGUUAAGCAAUCUUGGUUAUUCAAGUUCUGGAGAAGUAUUAAAUUGCAACUCUUAUGAAGUCGCUACAGCUUGUGCAAUGGCUCUUGGGGCAGAGAAACUUAUUUGCAUCAUAGACGGACCAAUCCUAGAUGAAUGUGGAAGGCUUAUUCAUUUUUUGACUCUUCAAGAUGCAGACAUGUUGAUUCGUAAACGAGCUAAACAAAGCGAGACUGCUGCGAAUUAUGUAAAAGCUGUUGCUCAAGAAGAUCUCUGUGCAGCAUAUGAUGAUUCGAAUCAUGCAGUUUCUUCUCUAAAUGGAAAGGCUUUUAGUCAGGCGUCCAAGUUUCAGAAUGGUGUUGGCUUUGACAGUGGGAGUGGAUUUUGGUCCAGUGAACAAGGUUUCGCAAUUGGAGGUCAAGAAAGUAUGAGUCGAUUAAAUGGUUACCUCUCCGAAUUAGCAGCUGCAGCUUUUGUUUGCAAAGGUGGUGUUCAGAGAGUUCAUUUAUUGGAUGGCACUAUUGCUGGUGUUUUACUGAAGGAGUUGUUUCAAAGAGAUGGAGUGGGUACAAUGGUGGCUAGUGAUCUUUACGAAGGGAUGCGGAUGGCUAGGGUCACAGAUGUCAACGGAAUCAAACAGCUUUUGCUACCUUUAGAGGAAUCUGGCACUUUGAUAAAGAGGACUGAGGAAGAGGUACUUGGAGCAUUGGAGUCCUUCGUAGUUGUUGAAAGAGAAGGUCAUGUCAUUGCUUGUGCAGCUCUUUUCCCUUUCUUUGAAGAGAAGUGUGGAGAGGUAGCUGCUAUUGCCGUUUCUCCUGAAUGUCGUGGGCAAGGACAGGGAGACAAAUUGCUUGAUUAUAUUGAGAAGAAGGCAUCUUCCCUUGGGCUGCGAACGCUUUUCGUCCUGACUACACGCACAGCAGAUUGGUUUGUAAGGCGAGGCUUCUCCGAAUGUUCUAUUGACAACAUACCAGAGGAGAGGAGGAAAAAGAUUAAUAUAUCCCGUCGAUCCAAGUACUACAUGAAGAAACUUUUACCUGAUAGGAGUGGCAUUCGUCUAAAUACUGCCGUUGCAUAACAUAAGGAGAUUAUGUUUUGCGACAUUCUUUAGUGUCCAAUUGAGUAUUUCGGCAAGGAAAGCUCAAAAUAGUUUGUCAGAUCUCAUCUUGAUGCAUUAUCCUCCCAAUUCCUGAGGGCAACGGCAUCCGCUGAACUGAAACCAGAAAUUAUGCUUGAGUGAGAUUAUUCAGUGAGAUGCUGUACUCUGGAAUCUGUAGUGAUUUUACCCAUAAAAAAAAAAAAAGAAAUCUUCAGUGAUUUUCACAACGCAUUUCUGCAACACACCAAAGUAUUUUUAAUGCAGUUGAUCGCUGAACAUAA